Molecule: messenger RNA, 702 nt
Organism: Syzygium oleosum
Lineage: Eukaryota; Viridiplantae; Streptophyta; Magnoliopsida; Myrtales; Myrtaceae
Product: acyl carrier protein 1, mitochondrial
Exons: 2
Coding region: 82-468 (128 amino acids)
Biological process (GO): fatty acid biosynthetic process
Cellular component (GO): mitochondrion
Molecular function (GO): acyl binding; acyl carrier activity
Source: RefSeq, a predicted model, not a curated record
UGCUGCUGCUGCAUACACUCUCCAACCUCCUACUCCUUCCGCCGCUGCCGCCGUCACAGAGAGAGAGAUCGAGAGAGAGAGAUGGCGAUGAGAGCCGCGAUCCUCCGCCACAUCCGCCUCCCGGCGACGGCCCGAACCCUAGCCGUUCCGAGAUCGCUGCCACGGGGCCUCCUCGGGAGCUCCGCGUCGCGCUCCAUGUCGUCGCACGGCGACGACCACCUCACCAAGGAGGAGGUCGUCGAGAGGGUCCUCUCCGUCGUCAAGAGCUUCCCCAAAGUCGAUCCCGCCACGGUGACUCCUGAUGUUCAUUUCCAAAAUGAUUUGGGUCUAGAUAGCUUGGACAACGUCGAGAUUGUAAUGGCACUGGAAGAAGAAUUUAAGCUCGAAAUCCCGGAUUUGGAAGCUGAUAAAAUAGACUCCUGUCGUCUUGCUAUUGAGUACAUCCACAACCAUCCUAUGGCUGGUUAAUUCGAGCUAAUGCAUCUUUUGACUAUCCUGUAUUGUGUAGACAAUGAGCUGCUCAGCUUCCUCUUCGCGUGCUUUGUUUUUGAAGGUGAAGUAGAGGAUGGAAAAUAAUCUCAACUUUUGUGAUAAAAGAUUGGCCACCAAAAAACCAAAAUCCGUUUGCCUUUGUGCAAACUUUCAAUCUUUCACUGGACAUAGAUGAUGAUGAAUAACUUAAUCAUUUGUCUUCACUAGCAA